GCUCCAGAGGGUCCCCAGAGAAGGCCAGCCUCUGCAGAUCUAUCUGCUGUGGACUUAAUCCAAGAGGGCUGAUGGCCGUUCAAAUAUUCUCUUCCCCUCUUAGGACACACUCGGCCCUCAACCCAAGCAGAGACCAAGGUUCCUCUGCUCAGGCUGACCAGGGACAGCAGGUGGCAGGCAGAUGGGAUAGGAAUAUAGAUGAGAUGUGAUGGGCUCAGAAGACAAGCCAGUCUUCCCGCCUUUAUGAGGUAGAAAUGCCCUCAUCAGCAUUCCCAGGGCCCUAGGCAUGCCUUCUACCCAAGAGUCCAGAUGUACACUCCAAAGUCAAAGAGAAUUAUGUGUGGAUUCCUUCCUGUUUGGAGGGAAUUAUUUGUGACUUGGCCUAGUGGUUUGUGACACGGGUUAGAGGUGUAGGGAAGGAAGUACCUACUGGCCACCUUCAAAUCUGAACGAGCUGGAGCUGGGCCAAUGCAACUGAUCCCAAGGUCACAGCCCUGCUAAAGGCAAAGAAAAUGAGAACUUGGCCGGAGUUAAUGGGGGGAGGGGGUUACCUGGCAUUUCAUCGCUGGAGAGGGGGGCCGGGCACCCUCAAUCCCUGCCCCUCGCCUACCCCCUCACACAAGGGUCUUUGAAAACCCUCCAGGGCAGCCAACCCCCCUCCUCCUUCCUACAGCCACCAUUCCCUCAGUCCGGGACAGGCUCCGAAGGGCUGACUCAGGGGCCUGCAGAGUUAGUCACAUUCACUUAUAGCUGCAGAGUCAGAGGCCAGGGAUGGGGAUCGGGUCUCCAGGGCCCACCCCCUGCCUGGCAGGACACUGAGUCACCUGAUAGAGGACACAGGUACCCAGGCAGGGCUGGACCCUGAGGCUCUCCAGACCCUCCGCUGCCACUCCCCAAAGAAGACAGCCAGCCGUGAAAGGCGGCCCCACUCCUGUGUGGCCAACCCCAGCUAGGGGGAGAGCAUGCAUAUGGCUGAGGGCCCUAAAUAAAUGACACGUGUAUUUAUUUUUAAAUUACAGGAUAUAUCGUACAUGCUAAAGAGUGCAUAAGGGGUGCCUGGGUGGCUCAGUCAGUUAAGCGUCUGACUUCGGCUCAGGUCAUGAUCUCACAGUCUCUGAGUUCAAGCCCCGCAUCGGGCUCUGUGCUGGCAGCUCAGAGCCUGGAGCCUGCUUCGGAUUCUGUGCCUCCCUCUCUCUCUGCCCCUCGCCUGCUCACAUUCUGCCUCUCUCUCUCUCUCAAAAAUAAAUAAACAUUAAACAAAAUAUUUUUAAAGGGUGCAUAAAAUGUAUUUGUUUAAUGUAAAGAAUUAGUAACUAGUGAAAACCUGCGUACCCACCACCCAGGACAGGAAGUGAGACCUCAGUAGUGCUCCUGAAACUCCACCAUCACAUACCUCCCCGGCCCUCUGCCUCGAGGCACCUGUCCUGACUGCUCCUGUUUUCCUCUGUGGCCUCACCACCUAUGGAAGCCCCUCGAGAAAAGAGAGCCUGGGGUUUCCUGCCUUUGAACUGAACGCGGACGGGAUCUCCCCGUUCCGCGAGCUUUCCUCCUUUCGUUCGCCAUUAUGUCUGUGAGAUCGUCCACGCAGCUGAAGUUUGUUCAUUUCCUUCCGUAUUUUGGAUUGAUUACAGGCGCACCCCUGUGCCCCGUGAUGCUGUGUGAUGAUGUAAUAGUGAUGCGUUCCGCUAUUGAGGGACAGCCGUUUUCACCAGGCGCGGGCUAUUACAAAUAAGAUUGCUGUGAAUGUUUUCGUGCGUGUCUCUGGGGGUACGUGCGUGAAGGUGUCACUACAGGGGUGUCACUACAGGUCACAGAUAAGCCCAUUGUCUACUUUUACUAGAUACUGUCUCGCUUUUUCCGAAGGGAUUUCUUCGAUCUCCGCUCCCACGAGCCAUGAUGGUUCCUGUUGCUUCCCCUUCUCCCAGGCAUGUGGUAUUUUCAGGCUUAUUAAAUGAUUACCAAUCUUAAUGUUUUAUUGGAUGGAUGAAUCAAUGACUAGACGUUUGGUUGCAGCUGCCUCAUCGCCCCCACUGCAAAUGCCCGUGCCCAUGCCCUGCUGCCAAGAGUCUAGAAGUUUCAGAGGGCUGUCCUCCUCCAGGGUCUCUUCCAGCUCUGCCUCGUGACUUUAUCUCGUUCCCAAGGGCUAGGGGACUGUCACAGGGCUCUCUGUACUACAUGGGGAAACUGAGGCCCUGAGCAGAGAUCGCGGAGACGGUGUCCUCUCCAGCCUCUCCAGCAGAAGCAGUGGCCAGAAGCCUUCGACCCCCUUCCCAGGGUCCCAUUUCUGGAAGACUUUCCUCCAACUAGCCCCACCUUGGGCAUCUCAGUUCCUUCCCUCUCUAGAACCCUCAGCCUCACACAGCACAAGUGAGAAUGCCCAGGGAAUGUGAGGCCAAGGGGAGUGUGGAAUACCAGCGCAAAGCUGGCAGGGCUCCCCAGGGAGGGCUGUUUCAGGCUGUCUGGGUCCCAGCACCCAGGUUGAGAAGCCCUGGGUACAAGUGGCUCCACAGAGGCCAAACACAACACCCGAUCUGGGUUCCUUCUCCAGAUGGGAGCUCUUGUUCCCACUGCCCUGACCCCUGGCACAACCUCCAGAGGCAACGUCCCAUCUCACCCAUCUGCGCCCUCCUGCCAUCCGGGCACCAGCACCCUGGCCGCCGAGGUCCGAUCAGAGCGAUGGACGAGGUAGUGCGCGCCUCAAGGGACCCUGCAGUUCCUCCCCCAGAGCUAUUCCUGGCCUAGGCGUCUCCCCACUCCACCAGUCCUCCCACCUGACCUGACCCCACAGCUGGGAAUCAUCAUUGGCUGGGGGUGGGGCAACCCCUGACUAUAUAAGCCUGGGCCUAGGUGUCCCAGGCAUCCUGAAGGUCCAGACCUACCCCUGCUGACCCCUGCACACUCCAGCCUGACCCCUCAGCCGGCGCAGCAAUGACAGAAAAAGCCACCUCGGAGGCCCUCGCCUGUGGUCCGGAGGAAACCGCCUCGGAGUCUGCCAAGGCACCCAGCGCAGAGCCUUCUGGAGAAAUGGCAGCAUCGGAGUCUGCUGGGGAAGAGUAGGCUCCCGCACCAUAGGAGCCCACCCCUCAGGCACCGGCCCCCACACCCGCAGCCACUAAACCUGCACCUCCAAAUGAAGACAUCCCCAGUGCCCCGCUGCUGCUGGCCGUGGAGGAUGUGAGCGACAGCUCAGUGACCGUGAGCUGGGAGCCCCCAGAGAGGCUAGGGCGGCUGGGGCUCCAGGGCUAUGUGCUAGAGCUCUGGCGAGAGGGAGCCUCUGAGGGGGUGCCCAUGAAUGCCCGGCCCAUGAUGGUGACCCAGCGACCGACCAUGCGGAACCUGGCUCCAGGAGACCAAUUCUUCCCGCGUGUGGCUGCAGUGAGCUCUGCGGGGGCCGGCCCACCAGCUGUGCUAGAGCAGCCUGUCCACAUCCAGAAGAUGAUCGAAAGCCCCAAGAUCCGCGUCCCCUGCCAUCUUCGUCAGACCUACAUCCGCCAGGUGGGAGAGAGUCUGCAAAUCCCUUUCCAGUAGGUUCCCAAGGCUCAGGCCUCUUGGACCCACAGUGGCCACGCCCUGGACAGCCAGCGAGUGCACGUGUGCACUGGGGACCAGGACUCCGUCUCGGCCCAGAGCUCCGACUCAGGCCGCUACGAGCUCACUGUGCAUCUCAAAGAUUCGGAGGCCAGGGCAGCCACUGACAUCCUGGUGGUUGAGAAACCUGGGCCCCCCAGCAGCAUCUGGCUCCUGGACGUCUGGGGCUACGACGUUGCCCUUGAGUGGACACCGCCCCAGGACCCAGGCAACACAGAGCUCCUGGGCUACGUGGUGCAGAAGGCAGACAAAAAGACAGGGCAAUGGUUCACGGUGCUGGAGCGCUACCACCGGACCACCUGCACUGUCUCUGACCUCAUCGUGGGAAACGCCUACUCCUUUCGGGUCUUCUCGGAGAACCUGUGUGGACUCAGCACCUUGGCCGCCGUCACCAAGGAGCCAGCCCGGAUCCGGAAGGCAGAUAUCGUUGCCAAGCCUAAAGGGUUUGUCGAGCAAGACUUCUCAGAAGCCCCUUCGUUUACCCCGCCCCUGGCUGACCACACCUCCACCCCGGGCUACAGCACUCAGCUCUUCUGCAGGGUCCAAGCACUGCCCAAGCCCAAGAUAAUCUGGAUGAAAACCAAAAUGGACAUCCAGGGUGACCCCAAAUACCACGCCCUCUCUGAGCAAGGUGUCUGCACCCUGGAGAUCCGGAAGCCCGGCCCCUUUGAUUCCGGGCUCUACACCUGCAAGGCCAUCAGUGUGCUAGGGGAGGCAUCUGUGGCCUGCCAGCUGGAGGUCAAAGGUAAGGUUAUGAGGAGGGUCCUCCCAAGGACUGGAGAAGAGGAGAAGCCACCGCCUCUCCUGCUGGGCCAGAUGAGGCUGGGUGCUGGAAAUCAAGACAAGACAGAGGGGUGGUAAAGAUGGAGAGGUCUGGCUGUCAGAAGGAUUUUCCAAGUGGGAGGUUGGCCCGGUGUAGGAAAAGGAGGUAAUAGAGUCUGCCACUCAGACUGAUCCAUUGACUGGGGUGAAGGGGUGUAGCCCUGAGCCCCUCUUGUCCCGCUGCCCCCAACUCGGGGCCCCUGCAGGUGUCCCCCUCCCCCACUCUAACUGCGGCAUCUCUUCCGGCCUCAGCCACACACUGAAGAGCGACAGGAGGCUGUGAUGAGAAUGGUAAAUGUCUGGACCCGCUGUCUCUGGGGUCAGGCAGGGGGUGGGGGUGAGAGGGGAAGGUGGUGGUCAGCUCUGGGUACAAACCUGCAGCGUCAGGCAAUGUGCACCCGAGACAGGGGUCUAGCCUUGGCUCUGCAUGCCCUUAGACCAGGGCACUUCCUUGGCAGCAAUGUGGGGGCAAUGACCUAUGCCCCACCUUCUCUCCCCAGGGGGUUCUGAGGCUCUGGACAGGCAGGGAAGUUUCCCGGAGCCUCAGAGGCAGAGGUCAGAGCUGGACAUGGGCCCCUGGGGCAGGAGGCCUGGGAAGGAAAGAGAGGGGCUAUGUCCCUGUGCCCUGUCUCUCCUCUUCAGAGGGCAGGUGGAGCCCAGCCCUGCCUAACAGCAGGGCUCAUGAAACGUGUCCUCCGCCAGGUGCUGCAGACCUGGGGGCGUUGGGGCCACCAGGCUCAGCAUCAAGCUCCACGGAUGCCCCAGACCCCCAUUUCUGUGACAGCGGAUGGCUUUGCUCCCUGGUACCUGCCUAGCCUCCUCCCCGAGCGGCUGGUGCCCAGGAGCCAGAAGUAGGCCUGGCGGGCCCCAGGCCAGUCUCCCCGGGCAUGCGAGGGGGCCUGGAAAGUGCAGAGAUUGGAGUGCCCCUGCAGAGAGCUGCAGUCUGGGCGAAAAGCGCUCAAAUAAAGGUGUGUGUGCGGGGGCCUCUGUGACCACGAGCAUCGUUGUGAUGGGGGAGGCGCUGUGUCCCAGUGAGGGGGGGGUUGAUGUGUCACCGUGAGGGGGUCUCCACGUAGGACAUCCUGAGGAAGGUUCCAGUGGGAGGGGACUCAGGAUGUCAUGGGAGGGUGGGGAGUUCCAGACAUGAGCUUUUUUUAGGAUCUCGCUUUCACAGUCAGGGUUUGCUAUGCCUACAGCCUAACUACGCGAACAGACACCCUCUUCUCUGGAACCCUCCUUGCUCUGAACGCCUCCGUAUCUCCCCUCUCCCUGCUUCCUCCCCAUCCCCACCCCCCCCCCCAUUGCUCCUCUGUGCUGAGAUUGUCUACUGCCUUCAGAUGGUUGGGGGCUGUGGUGGGUAGCCAGGGGUGUGCUCUCCAUCAAGGUUCACAGUCUUUUAUUAGUCAGGUGGCCCUCCUUGGGAGCCAGGGAACAUCCUACCUCUGAGAAAGGGAAGGGCCUGGACUCAAGGCCUGGAGUUGCUGUCCACGCUCAGAACCCUGCCCCCCUCCCUCCACACACGGGGUGCCCGAGUUUGGCAGAGGGUGGACCCUUCCCCAGAUGCUCUAAAGCCUAGACUGUGCAACAGAGCCCCAAGCCCCUGAAAACUGUGCUAGAUGCCAGGGAUACUGAGGGUAUCUAAGCGCCAGCAAGA
Acinonyx jubatus (cheetah) is the source of this 6064-nucleotide messenger RNA. RefSeq names its product myosin binding protein H (gene MYBPH). NCBI's taxonomy places the organism in Eukaryota, Metazoa, Chordata, Mammalia, Carnivora, Felidae. Gene Ontology annotation, molecular function: protein binding. The record is from RefSeq and is a predicted model, not a curated record.